UGGCAUGGAGCAAUGAAGAAAGUCAGAAACAUCCUCAGAGGGCCACUUGAGGCUUGGACAUUAUUCACCCAGAUCAUGAAUGCGAAUAAUGUUCAACAUGGUGUGCCUGCACCCUGUUUCUUCUCUUUCUCCCACUUUAUGUCAUGGUUUAGCGCACCUGCCCUUUGACUUCCUGCUGGCGGCUGUGGUGUUUCCUUCCUGCCCAAGCAAUUCAAGAGCAGCCGCCGCAUCUGCCACAGCAGCAGAGACUUCCUCCAGACAUGGAACUGGGAAGAGAACUCCAGAUGGCUCUUGAUGUGUUGCACAAUUAGCCUACUCAAUGCUGUUUUUCACGCUGGACUGCAUACCUUCUCCACUUCCAUCGUACCUCUACUGUCCCCCUUGCUGGUGGCAUGGAUGUCUUCCCUACGGGUGACCUCUUCUGGAUGUUGAUACUGACUGUCCCAGUUCUGGUGGUUCUCCUUGUGCUUUGUAUUGAUUGCCGGGACACUGAAUUAGACACACCGCCAAUUGGUGAUUAUGAAGACAAGCCCCCGACUACUUUCCGUCCUCAGACAUUCAGGGUGGUGAGGCGUCCUCCCUCUCCACCUUGGUCUGCAAUCCAGUCCCAACCAGACUUGAGAAGCAGAUGCCCUCCAUAUAGUUUCUCCAAUCAAUCAACUACGCUCAAAGACGAAGUGGAUAAUGAAAGUAUGCCCAGUUAUGAAAAUGAAGAACCACCUUUCAUCCCUUUCAUCCCUGAUGAUGAAGAAAACGAUGGCCCCGGGUACAUCUUGGUGCUUCCUGAUGUUCCAAUUACAAAUCAGAGAAAUGAGGAUCACGCUUCCUCAGAUUCCAUUAUGGAUCAGUACGAGAAUAUGCCAGAAUCUCAGCGGCAUUCCGUUGGUGAAUACGUCAAUAUACUAGAACCAGAGGCAACCAUCCUAGAACCUUGUUUCCCGGUUGGUGCCAGCGAUUGCACUAGUGAUCAAGAAAGUGACGAUGACAUCCCAGAUUAUGAGAAUGUCUGUCCUGGAUUUUAAGACAGUUUUCCUCAAUGGCUCCGAUCAUCUGUGUGAAGUAUGGAUCACUAAUGACCCUGCUGGCCUGAAGAUACCUUCUCCCCAGUCCCCCAGAUGUGACCAUAACUUAUUGCUCUCCUUCGCACUUUGGCUGGACACAUCCUGAGAAUUUUCUAUGAACCUUGUUGGCAAGAUUAAGACUUCAGCAGUCAUCUCCUUCUCCUUUUUUCUUCUGGAGUUGUUUGAUAUUCUUAGUGAAAUAAACAACAUCAACAAA
Molecule: messenger RNA, 1278 nt
Organism: Anolis carolinensis (green anole)
Lineage: Eukaryota; Metazoa; Chordata; Lepidosauria; Squamata; Anolidae
Gene: lat
Product: linker for activation of T cells
Exons: 13
Coding region: 393-1022 (209 amino acids)
Biological process (GO): signal transduction
Cellular component (GO): membrane
Source: RefSeq, a predicted model, not a curated record